Messenger RNA from Closterium sp. NIES-65, 2631 nucleotides. The record is from the annotation of a GenBank genome assembly. Lineage: Eukaryota; Viridiplantae; Streptophyta; Zygnematophyceae; Desmidiales; Closteriaceae.
AUGGACAGGAUCGCUGCCUUCCUCCACCUCGACCCCCCCAAAACCGAGCAAACACCCGUCACCCCCGCACUGAGCCACUUGUCACCGCACCACACCGCAGCACAGCAGCACAGGCGCGGCGGUGCAGCAGCAGGGGCACUGCAAGGGGCAGCGGGGGGCGGUGUGAGCAGCCCUGGACUAGCCCAUGGGAACCGGCAAGGCGGGGUGCCGGGGGUGCAUGGGCAGGGGGCUCCGGGGGCCCAUGGGCAGGGGGGGCAUGUGCAGGGGGGGCAUGGGCAGGGGGAGGAGGUGGCAGCAGCGCCGUUCAGCAAGCGCCUGGCGUACCGAGUGGAUGUGCUCUUCUCCACUCACUCCUAUGUCAAGAGCCUUGCUCUGCUCACUGCCACGCUCGUGCUCAUCGCGGUGGGCGGCCUGGCCCUGUACGCAGUGAGUGGCAAGGAGCGUCUUGUUCUGGCCGACGCCACGUGGCGGGCCUGGACCUACGUGGCAGAUGCGGGUAACCACGCGGACAGCGAGGGCGUGGGGCCGCGCGUGGUGAGCGUGAGUGUGAGCAUCGGCGGCAUGCUGGUGUUUGCGCUGAUGGUGGGGUUGGUGUCGGAGGGCAUCUCAGAGAAGGUGGACUCGCUCCGCAAGGGCAAGAGCGACGUCAUCGAGCACAACCACACACUCAUCCUCGGCUGGAGCGACAAGCUCGCGUCGCUGCUGAAGCAGCUGGCGGUGGCGAAUGAGAGCAUGGGGGGGGGCGUGGUGGUGGUGAUGGCGGAGAGGGACAAGGAGGAGAUGGAGAGCGAAAUCUCCAAGAUGGAGUUCGCCUUGAAAGGCACCUCCGUCAUCUGCAGGUCCGGCUCCCCUCUCGUACUAGCCGACUUAAAGAAGGUGGCACCCAGCACAGCACGGCGCGCCCCCUCAUCACUGGGCUCCUGUCUCGUGCUAGCAGACAUGAAGAAGGUGUCAGUGACACUCCGCACGGCGCGCCCCCUCAUCGUGCCGGCGGAAGCUCAGUCACGCUCUGCUCUCACCCCACCCCGCUUCUCUCCUCCCCUCCCUCGCAGGUCCGGCUCCCCCCUGGUCUUAGCGGACCUAAAGAAGGUGUCAGUGAGCACGGCGCGCUCACUCAUCGUGCUGGCAGAGGCAGAGAACGCCGAUGCAGCGGAUGCACGUGCGCUGAGGGUGGUGCUGUCGCUCACGGGCGUGCGGGAGGGGCUGAGGGGGCACAUUGUGGUGGAGCUCAGUGACCUGGACAACGAGGCGCUGGUGAAGAUGGUGGGAGGGCAGCAGGUGGAGACGGUGGUAGCGCACGACGUGAUAGGGCGGCUGAUGAUCCAGUGCGCACGGCAGCCAGGCCUGGCGCAGAUAUGGGAGGCGCUGCUGGGGUUCGACAACUGCGAGUUCUACGUCAAGCACUGGCCGCAGCUGGCUGGGAAGCCCUUCAGUGACGUGCUCGUGUCCUUCCCUGACGCCGUGCCGUGCGGCGUGAGGAUCGCCGGGGAUGGUGGGCGGAUCUGGCUCAACCCGGACGAUGACUAUGUGCUGCAGGCCGACGAUGCAGUGCUGGUGGUGGCGGAGGAUGAUGACUCGUACGCGCCCGGUCCACUGCCCCACGUGCGCCACGCCAUGCUGCCCGACGUCGUCGUGCCGCCCAAGCUGCCCGAAAAGAUAUUAUUCUGCGGAUGGCGAAGAGACAUUGACGACAUGAUUGUGGUGCUCGAAGCCUUCCUAGCGCGCGGCUCAGAGCUGUGGAUAUUCUGUGAGGUGCCGGUGGAGGAGCGCGAGGAGAGGCUGAUGGAGGGCGGGCUCAACCCGGGUGACCUGGAGAACGUGGCUCUCGUGCACCGCGUGGGCAACGCCGUCAUCCGCCGCCACCUCGAAAGCCUUCCUCUUGAGACGUUCGACUCGAUCCUCAUUCUAGCCGACGAAGGCGUGGAGGACUCGGUGAUCAACUCUGACUCGCGCUCGCUCGCCACGCUGCUGCUCAUCCGCGACAUCCAGUCCAAGCGCAUGCCCUACGAGGUCUGCUUCUCCGGCGCCCCUGCCCGCGGGCCCUCGCGCAGCGCACACAUCGUGCCUGGCGCUGCUGCCGCCGCCGCCGCUGCCGCUUUCGCUGCUGGCGGCCUGGGAGCAGCAGCAUCAGGGGCAGGCGCAGGGGUCGGGGCGGGGGCGGAUGGUGCUGCUGGUUCCAGUGGGAUCGGGAAUGGGAAUGGGAACGGGGGCUCGUGGAUCAGGCAGAUGCAGAAGGCGUCGCAGCAGUCGAUUGUUAUUUCCGAGAUUCUCGACUCGCGCACGCGAUCCCUCGUGGCCGUGUCCAAGAUCAGCGACUAUGUGCUCUCCAAUGAGCUCGUCUCCAUGGCCCUCGCAAUGGUGUCAGAGGAUCGGGAGAUCAACCGCGUGCUGGAAGAGCUCUUCUCAGAAGAGGGCAAUGAGAUGUACAUUCGCCCAGCGGAGCUCUACCUAUACGAGGGGGAGGAGCUGAGCUUCUUCGAGGUGAUGGUGCGCGCGCGGCAGCGCCUGGAGAUUGUGAUUGGCUACCGCCUGGGCGGCGAGGAGGUGGCGGUGCUCAACCCGCCCAACAAGAGUGCCGCCCGGCAGUGGUCGCUCAGCGAUGCCUUCAUCGUGCUCUCUUUGGAGGAAUAA